AUGGCGACUGUUCAGCUCUGUGUGGCACUUCUUUUCCUUCUUCAGCUCUCAUCGCUGCAGUUCGCCUCACUGGGCUACGACGUCCCAGAUAAGUACUUCAUAAAUUGUGGGUCAGACAACAGUGUUACCGAAAGUGGCAAGGUCUACGUUGGUGAAUCAACCCUUCAAGCCACUUUCAGCAGCAGUAGCAUAGAAAGGAACCAGUCAUCGAUUCACCGUGAUGUAAAGUCCACAAACAUAUUGCUUGAUGAGAACCAUGUUGCUAAAGUUGCUGAUUUUGGUCUUUCAAGGUCAGGUCCUACUGAUACUCAUCCUCAUGUCACCACUGGUGUUAAAGGCACUUUUGGAUAUCUUGAUCCUGAGUAUUUCGGGUCGCAACAGCUGACAGAAAAAUCUGAUGUCUACUCAUUUGGGGUAGUUCUUUUGGAAGUUUUGUGUGCAAGAGCAGCGAUUGACCCAUCUCUUCCAACAGAUCAGAUAAACUUGGCAGAAUGGGGACUGCUUUGCAAAAAGAAGGGGAUACUCCAAGAUAUCAUCGACCCUUCCAUCAUUGACCAAAUUGAUCAAAACUCACUCAGAAAAUUUGUUGAGACGAUAGAGAAAUGCUUGGAAGAAAAUGGUUCUAAUAGGCCAAGUAUGGGUGAUGUAUUGUGGGACCUGGAGUAUGCGCUGCAGCUUCAGACAGGGCAGUAUGAUGAUAGUUCUAGUGGUGUUUCUGCAUCACUUCAACUUACCAAUGUUCGGCGUCUUCCUUCACUCUCUACACUGAGUGAAGCGUGAAGCCGAUGAUACUCUUCUGGGGGGGUGAUGAAUCCCCGAAGAUUGAUGAUGACAGUCAUCCAUUUUCAAAUGUCUGGAGUCGGUAGCUGCUUUUUAAGAUAGUGUUUUCAACCCUUCCUUUUCUUUUCUGUAAUUUUUUUUUUGUCGGUCUAUUGUUGUUUAAAUAACGUUAACAAAGCAAUUGUAAACCAUCUUAUUAUUAGUCAAUUUCCGUGGCCGUA
This is a messenger RNA of Vigna radiata var. radiata (mung bean), 1001 nucleotides long. RefSeq names its product probable receptor-like protein kinase At5g24010. The transcript has 2 exons. Gene Ontology annotation, molecular function: transmembrane receptor protein tyrosine kinase activity; ATP binding. The record is from RefSeq and is a predicted model, not a curated record. Gene Ontology annotation, biological process: protein autophosphorylation. The coding region runs from base 1 to 780 and encodes 259 amino acids. Gene Ontology annotation, cellular component: plasmodesma; plasma membrane. Lineage: Eukaryota; Viridiplantae; Streptophyta; Magnoliopsida; Fabales; Fabaceae.